AUGCCAAGACCAAAGCCAAAGCGACGCCGGAGAAAGUCAUCCUCUGCGCGCGCACCAGUUAUGAUGUGCCCGACUGAUACAGUCGGCCCACGCAUCCCGAGGCUUUUUCUUGAGUUCGAGCGUAAUUCUCCGAUCACUGCGCAUAUGGAGUGGCUGCACCAUUUGGAACUAUCCUGCGAAAACCAAGGCUGCUACGCUGCUGGGUGCGCGACAGGCUCUAAGAAGCUGGCUCGUGCGUCGUCCUCCUUUGCUCAUGCCCACGGCGCGAAAACUCUGGUCAAUGGAAUGAACAUGUUUCUCACAUACCAUAUCCCACACUAUUACAGCGUAUCUUCGGAUGAGGAGUGGCGCAAGGCUCUCGCCGCUCUGCGCUCCUUUCAUGCCUUCUGCGUUCAUCGGCGCUACGUCAACGAUGACUCUGUUCUCAUGCUAGCCUUGCAUCGGCUUAGGAGUUUUCGAAUACACACUAUCCCUCAUCGAAUCCAGAAACUAAUCGAAGACAGGUACUGGGAUCGUCUCGACGACGGAGUUGGUCAGGAGCACGGUCCAAACACGCCGAAAACUACUGCUGUAAAUUCCGCCGAGGUGGGAUACGAGGCUUGCCUGGGGGGCGAGAUGGCAGUCACCUUAGUCCAAAUAUUGCCAAACGGCUGGGUUGUAAGAGGUGAUAACCAGUUUGGUGAAGAAAUGAGUGUGUGUAUUUCAUUGCCUUCUGACCUCGCAUCUAUCGGAAUGCUGGGGAUGUCCCUGUCUUCUGUGCCGUUAGGACUGCGAAGAGGUCUCUGGAGACCUAUUCCUAGAGAUGGUGAGUCUACAGUGCCUAUAGUCUAUCCACCAGAUGAUGUAUUCUUUUACUGAAUAAGAUUAGAUUAGAGGAGGUCUCCUUUCUUGCUGAAAGCCGUAUUUCUUGAGUACGUCAGCAAUUAUGAAUCCGACUGACGCACAAUGGAGCGAAGAAAACCAGAUUCUGCGAUUCUCCGCAGAUACGGGCUUGAUUGAGUAAAGAACAAGUUGUACAUA
This is a messenger RNA of Chondrus crispus (carragheen), 1020 nucleotides long. RefSeq lists its product as hypothetical. The coding region runs from base 1 to 858 and encodes 285 amino acids. The transcript is spliced from 2 exons. NCBI's taxonomy places the organism in Eukaryota, Rhodophyta, Florideophyceae, Gigartinales, Gigartinaceae. The record is from RefSeq and is a predicted model, not a curated record.